GAGGAAGAAGACGAGCAGGUCGACUUCUGCGAAUCCUCCGAGGAUUUUCCAUCUCCUUACGGUGGUUUGGAGGAACCCCCCGACCCCCCCGGCCCGGCCCCUCGCCCUCCUCUCCCUAUGGACGUUCAAGGCAACCAGAUUUUAGUUUUCCCCCCUCAAAGCGGAGCCGAACACGGCGCCGUUCGACUGACGGCGGCUCCGGAUGGUAACAAAAUCUUCAUGUGCCACUGCGGCAAAGCCUUCUCCCAUAAAAGCAUGCGAGACCGGCACGUCAACAUGCACCUCAACCUGCGACCUUUCGCCUGCCCCGUCUGCAGCAAGAAGUUCAAGAUGAAGCAUCACCUGACGGAGCACAUGAAGACCCACACGGGCCUCAAGCCCUACCAGUGCGACGUCUGCGCCAAGAAGUUCAUGUGGAGGGACUCCUUCGUCCGGCACAAGGCUCACUGCGAGAGGAGGCACCGCGCCGCC
Messenger RNA from Meleagris gallopavo (turkey), 471 nucleotides. The record is from RefSeq and is a predicted model, not a curated record. Lineage: Eukaryota; Metazoa; Chordata; Aves; Galliformes; Phasianidae.